Salvia hispanica is the source of this 3226-nucleotide messenger RNA. RefSeq names its product putative LRR receptor-like serine/threonine-protein kinase At1g67720. Gene Ontology annotation, molecular function: ATP binding; protein kinase activity. The record is from RefSeq and is a predicted model, not a curated record. Gene Ontology annotation, biological process: protein phosphorylation. NCBI's taxonomy places the organism in Eukaryota, Viridiplantae, Streptophyta, Magnoliopsida, Lamiales, Lamiaceae.
AACCCUCUGUCUCCCUUCUCGCAUUUUACUUAUUCAACAAUCAACAACAUCUCUGUGUCACCAACAUUUCACUCCGUUUGAAUAAUUCGACACUGAUACCAAAAAAGCGAUCUUGAGCUCCAAAUCUCUCUGUUUUUCUUUUCAUACUUACUCAUCGUUUUCAUGGCUUCAACUUCCUAGUACCCUUAUCGUAUUCAUAUUUGAAAAGAAAGGAGGAAUGGGAUUUGCUGGAAUUCUCUUCCUUCUCUCUAUGUAUUCCCUUUUUCUCAUGGAUGCUUCCACAGCCCAGAUGCCAGGUUUUGUGAGUCUGGAUUGUGGUGGUUCCAAUAAUUUUACAGAUGAAAUAGGUCUUGAAUGGAGUUCAGAUAACUACAUCUUAACUGGAGAUAUAGCCACCAUAUCUGUAGCCAACGAGACCAGAAAACAGUAUAAGACACUAAGAUUUUUCCCAGCAGAUGAUAACAAGUAUUGCUACACAUUCAAUGUUGUUAGUAGGACCAGGUAUCUUAUAAGAGCAACCUUCUUGUAUGGAAAUUUUGACAGCAAUAAUGUAUAUCCCAAGUUUGACAUUUCAUUUGGGCCUACUCAUUGGGGUACUAUAAUCAUUUCGGAUGCAAAUACCAUAGAGCUUCAGGAGUUAAUAUUUCUAGCUACAGAGCCUACCAUCAGUGUUUGUUUGUCCAAUGCAAAAACUGGUCAACCGUUUAUAUCCACCCUUGAGCUCCGGCAGUUUAAUGGUUCCAUCUAUUUCAAUCAGUUUGAGAGCCAAUAUUUCCUCAGUAUGUCUGCAAGAAUAAAUUUUGGUGCAGAGAGUGAUGAACCAGUCAGGUAUCCAGAUGACCCAUUUGAUCGAAUAUGGGAGUCUGACUCGGUGAGAAAAGCCAAUUACCUUGUGGAUGUUGCUCCUGGAACUGAAAAAAUUUCAACUCAGAUGCCAAUUGAUGUCAGCCGGGAUGAAUGGCCACCACAGAAGGUAAUGCAGACAGCUGUAGUUGGAAGAAAUGGAUCAUUGACAUACCGUUUGAACCUCGAUGGUUUUCCUGCACCUGGUUGGGCAUUUUGUUACUUUGCUGAAAUUGAAGACUUGGGUCCAAGUGAUGCUAGAAAGUUCAGGUUCAUACUCCCUGGCGCUCCUGAUCUUAGCAAGGCUAUUGUUAAUAUCCAAGAAAACGCCCAAGGACAGUAUCGUUUGUAUGAGCCAGGAUACUACAACAUUUCUCUACCAUUUGUUUUAUCUUUCAGAUUUGGGAGGACUUCUGAUUCUACAAUGGGUCCUCUGCUGAAUGCCUUGGAGGUCAAUAGAUAUUUGAAGAAGAGUGAUGGCUCUGCAGAUGGACCAGUUUUGGCUGCAAUAGCCAUGUCUUAUUCAUCAUUUAAGUGGGCAAAUGAAGGCGGUGAUCCUUGCCUUCCAUCUCCAUGGUCAUGGGUCCAGUGUAGUUCAGAUCCUCGCCCGAUGAUAACAUCGAUUAAACUCUCAGGGAAGACUCUGUCAGGAACAAUUCUAGUAGAAUUCACAAAGUUGGGCGGCUUAGUUGAAUUAUGGCUUGAUAAUAACUCACUGAGUGGUCCAAUUCCUGAUUUUUCUGGGUGCCCUAACUUAAAGAUAAUACAUCUUGAGGAUAACCUAUUGAAUGGUGAACUGCCUUCUUCCUUGGCAGAUUUGUCAAAUUUGAGAGAAUUGCAUGUUCAGAACAAUGUGUUAGCCGGGAAAAUUCCAUCUGGCCUUCUUAAUAAAGACCUGGAUUUCAACUACACAGGGAAUGCAGGCCUUCACACAGAGAAGGGAGGGAACCGUGAUAAUAUUAUUAUCGGGACAUCAGUUGGAGGUGCUGUUCUGCUAAUUGCUGCCAUUGCCUCCUGUUUCUUAUUGUGCAAAUCUCUUCAUAAAGGGGAAUCUCAACAUAAUUUGCCUCCUCAAAAGCUUGCUUCUUCCCUGGGUGAGACUGCGGCUGAAGUUGCUCAUUACUUCACAUUAUCUGAGAUCAAGGAUGCUACAAAUAAUUUUGAGAGAAAAAUUGGAUCAGGAGGCUUUGGGGUUGUAUAUUAUGGGAGACUGCUAGAUGAUAGAGAAAUUGCAGUCAAAGUUUUGACUAACGAUUCCUUCCAGGGGAAACGAGAGUUUACCAAUGAAGUUUCUCUUCUUUCAAGAAUACAUCAUAGGAAUCUGUUGCAGUUUCUUGGAUAUUGCCAAGAAGAAGGAAAAAGUAUUCUCGUGUAUGAGUUCAUGCACAAUGGGACGCUUAAGGAACAUCUUUAUGGGCCCUUAACACAUGGAGGAAGAGGAAUUAAUUGGAUUAAACGCCUUGAGAUUGCUGAGGAUGCUGCCAAAGGAAUAGAGUACCUCCACACUGGUUGUGUUCCAUCAAUCAUUCAUCGAGACUUGAAGACCAGCAAUAUUCUUCUUGACAAGAACAUGAGAGCUAAGGUUUCAGAUUUUGGCCUUUCAAAACUAGCAGUUGAUGGAGCUUCCCAUGUGUCCAGCAUAGUUCGAGGAACUGUUGGUUACCUUGAUCCCGAAUAUUACAUCUCCCAGCAGCUGACAGACAAGAGCGACGUCUACAGUUUUGGGGUCAUUCUCCUCGAGUUAAUAUCCGGUCAAGAAGCAAUCUCUAACGAAAAUUUUGGACAUAACUGCCGAAACAUAGUCCAGUGGGCAAAGAUGCAUAUUGAGAGUGGUGAUCUUCAAGGGAUCAUCGACCCUGCAUUGCAGGAAUACGACAUACAGUCGAUGUGGAAGAUAGCAGAGAAGGCGCUUAUGUGUGUGCAGGCCCACGGGAGCAUGAGGCCGUGGAUGACUGAAGUCAUAAAGGAGAUCCAAGAUGCACUCGCCAUCGAAAAGGGAGCAGAGGCAGUGCGAGAAGGCAGCUCUGACGAGAUGUCAAAGCGCUCGGCUCACUCAUCCCUCAACUUGGGCGCCAGCGACCACCACUACUUGGCCAUCGAUGAAUCCAUUGCACGCCCAACUGCUCGAUAGAACUCUUGUGAUAAUUUUUGGUUGGCUUUGCUUUUGCUGCUACAACUUUUCACACUGCCCGCUGCUGGGAUAAACCGAGACAGUUGGUAUAGAUUUACUGUAAAUUCCAGCCUUUUUUUUUCAUUUUGCGAGGAUUGGUCUAUAUUGUUCAUCAUUCUUGAUCAACUUCAUAAAAUAUUUUCUUGGAAAUAUGCUGUGUAUUCUGUAAAACUAUUAAAAUAGUACUCUUUUAAUGUCCUAUUGAUUUUUACU